Messenger RNA from Pseudomassariella vexata, 969 nucleotides. Its product is annotated as hemolysin-III related-domain-containing protein. Gene Ontology annotation, molecular function: signaling receptor activity. Gene Ontology annotation, cellular component: membrane. The transcript has 4 exons. The record is from RefSeq and is a predicted model, not a curated record. NCBI's taxonomy places the organism in Eukaryota, Fungi, Ascomycota, Sordariomycetes, Amphisphaeriales, Pseudomassariaceae. The coding region runs from base 84 to 830 and encodes 248 amino acids.
GGUAGAGUCGCUCGUAUCAGUCAGAAACUCACCAAAUCGCUGAAAAUGAAUACAGGCAAGAGUCUGCGUCUCUGUGGAGCUGCAUGCGCAGUUGGACGUACAUGCAUAAUGAAUCAGUCAAUAUCUUCUCUCACGUUCUAGGGGCGUUUCUCUUCCUGAUGUUGCCUUUUUACAUUUUCAGUACUGAGAUUCCGCCUCGCUACAAGGUCGCCACAGCUGCCGACAUUAUCGUUUUUUGUAUUUACUUGCUUGGAGUUGCCACAUGUUUCACAUUCUCAACCAUAUUCCACACCUUUAUGACCCACAGCCAACCUGUCUACAAUCUAGGUGUAAAACUCGACUACCAGGGUAUUCUCCUCCUAAUGUGGGGAUCCACAAUACCUCUUAUAUACUACAGUUUCCCUUGUAGAAACGUUCUACAAGCUUCGUACUGGACUGCUACAACUGCGCUUGCAGGAUUAUGUUCUUUUGCCACGUUUCACCCCUCGAUAGGGGGCCCUUACUUGGGUCAUGUUCGAGCUAUGCUGUUUGGGGCAUUUGGUCUCGGCUCAUUUCUCGUGCCGAUAGCUCAUGGAAUUUUGAUCUAUGGAUUUGCAGAGCAAAGUGCGAAGGUUGGGUUUGCUUGGAUUGGAGUGACUGUUCUGUCCAAUGCAACUGGAGUUUUGGCAUAUGGCUUCAAAGUUCCCGAAACGUGGUAUCCGCGAAAGUUCGAUAUCUUUGGCGCAAGCCACCAGAUCAUGCAUAUAAUGGUGGUGUUCGCUGCCCUGGCUUACACCCUGGCCGUAUUGGCGGCAUUCGACUAUAGACAUAAGUAUAGAAUCAUCUACUAGGGAACACCGAGUUAUAUUAGAGAUUUGAAUUAAGCAGUUCGCACGGUUACAUAGAGCGAGUCCAAUCAAAAUUAUCAGAUACAUCAAAGUAGCAAUCCAUAGAGUCAUCGUCGAGCUACAAUAAAAGCGCAAUUUUGGU